AUGCCCAUCAGCGAGCCCUUCCGACUUCUGGACCUCCCUCGGGAGGUUCGUGAUGAAAUUUACCGUGGAAUGCUUUGCGACUGGCGAAAGGAUGCUGCGCCUGGCCACAUUCUGGUGAAUGGCACGGUUCGGUUUGCCCCCAUGCGCCGCAGAAUCGAGGCCAACAUUCUGCUCGCCAACAAGCAGAUCUACCAAGAGGCGAAGCUGGUCCUGCUCCAGGAAAACCAGUUUGUCCUCGUCAAAAUCGGCGUCAGAGCUCGCCACAUUAUCCGAGCCCUUUUCCUCCCUUCCCAGGUGCCUGUGGUCACUGCAAGGCGUGAUUGUGCCGCUGUCUUCAAGGACCAUGUCGUCAUGACACACUUCAUUGACUUCUAUCUCGUUGACUUUUUCAACAACUCAAACGCCAAUUUUAGGAGGAUUGGUCGAAUCGAUCUCAUCCUACUGCACCGAGACCUUCCACAGUUCUGCAAGGCCGUAACUCGGCUCGACUUGUUGGGCCGUCAUUUCGUCCACUCGAAGCACGAGGUUACUAUACACAACCCCUUCGCAGUAACCUUGAGCCCACACUUUCUCAACCGCAAGAAUCAGGAGCGCCUCCUCGAGCCGUACACCAGGGAGCUCCGAGGUUUUGAUGACUUCAACAUCGACGGCCAUGUGCAAACAGACCUGGCCGAGGAGGUUGUUGCAAAAGUUCAGGAGGAACCGCCACCCCCGGACCCCGAGAAAUUCCUUGAAGACCUCCUGCACCAGAAAGAGCUCGGGGACCAGGCCCUUCACGGCGGAGACCAAAAAAAGGCCUCCAAGAUUUGGAAGGAUGCGACCUUCUCACUUCUCCAAGCAAGCAAACGCAGAACGUGGCCACGUCUCAAAGAGGCCGGCGGGGGGGACUUCACCGACCGUGUCAGCGAGCUGGCCUUCCAGAUCGAGAGCAAUCAGGCGCAGAGCUCCCUCGAGGCUAUGCGGGGAAUUCCCCUGCAGAUCCAGAUCAGUGAGGGCUGGAGCUACUUUGUGGAUACGCCGGAGUGGAAUGACAGGCCCGGCGACCUCAUGCGCCGCAUGGACUAUUUGGCAACAGACUUGCAGAGGGCCUGUUCAGAUGCCGAAAAGGUUGGAACACUUCUCGGUACUGGUUGGACUCCGAGCGACGAGCAGCUGGCCAGAGUCUGCUACAGCCUGGCUCAGGGACUCCGCCUCUUCGAGCUGAAUGUUGAUCUCGCCGAGCGGAAGAUCAAUCGUGCCGCCGAGCUUGUUCCCGAUGACCCUCUGAUUCAGGCGGAGGCACAGCAGAUCAGGGUGUGGAAGGCUAGAGUCCAGGGUGGUUGGACCGUGUAA
Molecule: messenger RNA, 1332 nt
Organism: Diaporthe citri
Lineage: Eukaryota; Fungi; Ascomycota; Sordariomycetes; Diaporthales; Diaporthaceae
Exons: 2
Coding region: 1-1332 (443 amino acids)
Source: RefSeq, a predicted model, not a curated record